AUGACCGGCCAAUCUCGCAUGAAGAUCGCUCUGAUCGGCCUAGGCCGUCUGGGUGCCAUUCGCGCCCGAAUUCUGGCCUUCCAGCAACCUCGCAUUGAGCUUGUCGCUGCCUGCGAUACAAAACCCGGGGCAGAUGAGUGGGCAGCGACAAAUUUGCCUUCGUCAGUCAACGGUGCGGAGGCUGUCUUGAUCUCGACGGCCACUGCUACCCAUGCCCCGUUAGUCCUCAAAGCACUUGAUUUAGGCCUGCAUGUCAUGUGUGAGAAGCCCAUCUCGGUAGAUGUCCUCACUACUGAGGAGGUCGUCGCCAAAGCCGCUUCCAAGCCUCAUCUUAAGUUCUUGGUGCCCUUCUGUCGACGGUAUGAUGAUUCGUAUCGUCAGGCGAAGCAGAUGGUCAUGGAUGGGUCACUCGGUGAUAUCCACGCGGUCGAGAGCUCUUGCAUUGACCAGCAGGAUCCUACAGGAUUCUUUGUGAAAUUUUCCGAGCAGUCUGGAGGUAUCUUUGUUGAUAUGGGGGUCCACGAUGGCUCAGUUGCUCACACCGCACUGAUCGACAUUGGUAGAUACUACCUGGAUGUCAAGUCGGGCCUCACCAACCCCAAGAAACAGGUCAACAGAGUCAUUGCCAUGGGGCAACAGGCUGUGUAUGGCGAGCUUGCCAAGUAUGGCGACUGCGACAACGGAUGGGGUCUGGUAGAAUUCGCCAACGGCAAGAUCCUCACCUUCCACUUGGGCCGCACUCUCACCAACGGCUUCGAGGGGAUGACUCGCGUGUGCGGGACUAAGGCCCACUCGGUCAUCAAUGCAAACUCCACUAUCAAUCGUGUUGAGAUUCGUGAUUCGCAUGGUGUGCGUACGGCUACAACCCCAGAUGCUUUCGUCCUCUACGAUAAAUCGUUCAUCAAAUACUUGGAAGAGUUUGCGGCCGCGGUUCUUGACGGCGAGCCUCUCACUUGCGCCCCCGAGGAUGCCUAUGAGGCGGCUAAGAUUGCCACCGCUCUACAGUACUCGUUCCGCAAUGGCGUACCAGUAUACUUUGACGACAAUGGUCUGCCUAUCAUGGAAGUUGCGAAGGACAAGGCCUAG
Messenger RNA from Aspergillus neoniger CBS 115656, 1086 nucleotides. RefSeq names its product putative NAD binding Rossmann fold oxidoreductase. Gene Ontology annotation, cellular component: cytoplasm. The record is from RefSeq and is a predicted model, not a curated record. Gene Ontology annotation, biological process: NADPH regeneration. Bases 1 to 1086 code for a protein of 361 amino acids. The transcript has 6 exons. Gene Ontology annotation, molecular function: oxidoreductase activity; nucleotide binding. NCBI's taxonomy places the organism in Eukaryota, Fungi, Ascomycota, Eurotiomycetes, Eurotiales, Aspergillaceae.